CCAAUAAUGGUUGCUCUCAGUCUCUGGUCUUCCCUCUUCUCCCUUUGUAUGUUUAAUCCAAUGGACACCGUGGCAGGCUGGCAGCCCUAAGGGUCACGAAGACGACAGUGACAUCGUCGGUGCUUUCUUUUUCCCAGACUUCGUGACCAUUAGUAUCCACUAGUAUCCUUCGUUCGCAUUUCUCCUCUGUUCUCUCCGGCGCCUCUCAGCUGUCUGAACUGAUUCAAUUUCCGACGAAUUGAGUGUCUGGUCGGGAUAUUCCCCAUAAUUGAAUCGAAAGUUGAUCGCUUUUUCCCUUUUUGGUAUGGUUGAUUCGGUUGGCAUUCGGUCGGAGCAGUGAGGUGGAGUUUUUGAAUGCUGAGGGAGAAGCUGCGACGUGUUUGAAAUGAGCUGCAGUGCAUGAUGAGGAAGGUAGCGAGGAAAGUUGGGAAGUAUGAGGUCGGCAGGACGAUCGGCGAAGGGACUUUCGCCAAGGUUAAGUUCGCUCGGAACAUGGAGACUGGUGAAAGCGUCGCCAUUAAAGUGAUGGCCAAAUCCACCAUUCUCAAAAACAAAAUGGUCGACCAGAUUAAAAGAGAGAUAUCGAUCAUGAAGAUUGUCAGGCAUCCUUAUAUUGUUAGGUUGCAUGAGGUUUUGGCAGGUCGGACGAAGAUAUAUAUCAUUCUUGAGUUUGUUACUGGAGGAGAACUGUUUGAUAGAAUUGUUCACCAAGGAAGACUUAAAGAGCAUGAGGCAAGGCGAUACUUUCAACAGCUUAUAGAUGCAGUGGAUCACUGUCAUAGUAAGGGUGUGUACCACAGAGAUCUUAAGCCUGAAAACCUUCUUCUUGAUGCUGCCGGGAAUUUGAAAGUUUCUGACUUUGGAUUGAGUGCGUUGCCUCAGGAUGGUGUUGGUCUUCUCCAUACUACCUGUGGUACACCUAACUAUGUUGCCCCGGAGGUGCUGAGACCAAGGAUAUGAUGGGGCAGCUGCUGACAUAUGGUCAUGUGGAGUAAUCCUCUAUGUUCUGAUGGCUGGAUAUCUUCCAUUUGACGAGACAGAUCUUCCAACUCUGUACAAGAAGAUAAAUGCUGCAGAGUUCAGUUGUCCUUUUUGGUUUUCUCCGGAGGCAAAGGCCCUGGUAGAUAAGAUACUCACUCCUCAUCCGAAAGAACGCAUAAGGAUAAAUGGAAUUAGAAGAGAUCCAUGGUUUCGGAGGAACUACGUGCCUGUGAAACAUACUGAAGAAGUGGAAGUGAAUCUGGAUGAUAUUCGUGCAGUUUUUGAUGACAUCGAGGACCAAUAUGUAGCAGAGAAAUCAGAAUGCAGCGACACUGGACCAUUACUAAUGAAUGCCUUUGAGAUGAUUACCCUUUCCCAAGGGCUAAACCUAUCAGCAUUGUUCGAUAGACACCAGGACUAUAUAAAGAGGCAGACUCGUUUUCUAUCCCGUAGACCAGCAAAGGAUAUAAUCUCAUCAGUCGAAGCAGUUGCUGUCUCACUCGGUCUCAAGGUUCAUACACGUGGUUACAAGGUCCGAGCUUUUCUGAACGUACCUCUAUUUUCCACGAGGCUUGAAGGAAUGUCAGCGAAUAAGACAGGCCAUUUGGCAGUAGUGUUGGAGAUCUACGAAGUCGCACCUUCACUGUUCAUGGUAGAUGUCAGGAAGGCAUCCGGGGAGACUCUCGAGUAUCACAAGUUCUACAAGAGCUUCUGUGCGAAGCUCGAGGAUAUCAUAUGGAAGCCAGCAGAAGGAGCAAACUCGAACCUGCUUCGGACCAUAACUUGCUAAUCCAGACUCCAGAGUGGGGAAAGGUUUCUCUGGGCUUCAAGCAAAGCUAGAAUAAAACUGUAAUUAAUCUCUCUCUACAUGUUGGUUCGAUCUUGAUUUUUUGACAGCCAUGUAUCGUCGUUGUCUGCAUAUAUCACUGUGUACUUACAAAGGGUUACAGAAACUGUAGUCUAUCAGAGAUGGUAAUAUUGAGCUCUGGGUUUCUAGUAAAUUUGCUCUGUAUUUUUUUUUUUUUUUUGCAUUUCUAUUUUUUUUUUUUUUGUUCAUAAUGAUUAUUACCAG
Messenger RNA from Linum tenue, 2053 nucleotides. Lineage: Eukaryota; Viridiplantae; Streptophyta; Magnoliopsida; Malpighiales; Linaceae. The record is from the annotation of a GenBank genome assembly.